Messenger RNA from Athene cunicularia (burrowing owl), 1241 nucleotides. RefSeq lists its product as uncharacterized. Bases 91 to 915 code for a protein of 274 amino acids. The record is from RefSeq and is a predicted model, not a curated record. The transcript has 5 exons. Lineage: Eukaryota; Metazoa; Chordata; Aves; Strigiformes; Strigidae.
UACAACCCUGUGCCUGAUACGAGGUGACUGGCCGGCCAGAGCUCCCCCUUCAGCUCCUGGGCCGGGGCUGGCCCCUGGCACCCAGAAGAGAUGUCCUCUGGCCGGCACCGCUGGAGUCUCGGCUCCCUCCUGCUGCUCCUCGGGAGAAACCUGGCUGUCCUUGUUGAAAUCCAUCAGGAUUCAAUCAAUGGCACCGUGGGUCAGUCCGUGCUCCUGCCCAUCACCUACAGAUUUAACAGUGCCCCUCACUUCCCUGUGUCAAUUGUCUGGAUGUUCAGCAACAGCAGGGACGUACUCAUCACCUGCACAGUGCUGAACUGCUCCCUGGAUGCCGGGGGGGCUCCCAGCAGCUGCAUUGCAAAUCAUUUCCCCCAUCGCACGUACCAGAGACAUGCUGAGGUCUUCCCGGAGAAUGGGUCCCUGCUGCUGCAGCACCUGCGGCUCAAUGACAGCGGGGUUUACAGUGUCAGAUUCAGCUCACCUUACCAAACCUGGCGUGUCACCCUGACUGUGCACGAGCAGCGUUUCACCCCUGAGCAUCCAGACACCAUGGGGCAAGACCACAUCCAUCACUUUGCAAUUGGAAUUUGUUCUUCAGUCUUCCUCCUUCUGCUACCCCUGCUCUUCUGCUGCAUUCGGCAUCGGGGUGCAGCUCAGCAGCAGAAGAGGAUAAGCAUCAGACAACAGCAGGUCUCAAGCAUGGAGGAGUCCCACAUGGAAAGCACUGUAGUGAGGGAUGUGGCAACCAUUUAUGCCAGAGUUGGAGACAGCUUUGAAGAGCCACAGCCGAGACUGACAUCAGAGGUCAUGUACACAUCCAUAGCUUCUCCUGGUCCACCGGGACUGUACACUGGUUUUACUGUGGGAGCUGCCCCAAGCAGGAGUUUUGCAGAAGGUAGUCAUGCCUCAAAGUAAAGAGGAUGUUUUUGCCACUGAUGCUGUCUCUGCUGAUGCUGCACCCUCGGUACUCCCCCUCCAGCAGCUCUGCGCACUGAGCCUAGGCUGUGAAGGAUUUGGAGCAACAGAGUACAGAAAUGCAUUAGUUUGCCUCAAACUGCAGACUCUCUUGAAUUUGAGGGAUGAAUCGAUUUUAGUUUCUCCUUGAGACUUCUUGAGAGUACAAAGACACCUGAUGUAAGAGAAAGAUGCCUAAGGCAAAGGCAAAUCAACAGUUCGUCCAUGGGAAGCUUGCUUCCAUAGACUCACCUUAAUUUGAGGGGUAAUGGAGAGCAUUAAAUGGA